AUGAGGAGUGCCCUUGAUGAACCCAAGUGAGUAAGUAGCAAUCCCUUCAAUAAAUCUUCUCACUACUCGCGAGGAAAUGAUCCCACUGAAGAAAGGAGAGCCUUGAUGAAAGCUGCAAAUGAGGAGACCUCUUGAUGAACCCUUAUCUUCGCAACCUUAUUUUUAUUUUUCUGCUCCUCUGCCAUCAAUCUAUUGACCAAACAACCCAGAGAAAUGGAUGUUCUUCCGGAGGACAUCCUGAUGCAGAUCUUGGUGAGAUUACCCGUGAAAUGUUUGUUCCAAUUCAAAUGCGUUAGCAAAUCUUGGUGCUCUUUGAUCAAAAGCCCCCGUUUCACUGAUUUGCAUGUCAGCCGAGCCAAUUGCGGCGAUCAGGAAGGUGUCAUCCUGGUGAAGCGCUUCAUCAAGGAUGAGAGAAAAAUUGUUUUAUCAUUCCAUUCAAAGGAUGAAUCUUUAUCUCUCCAGGUUGUGGCCCCUGAUUUUGAGAUCCUUUCUUUUGAAUGGAGCACUGAGCAAUUUCGAGAAAUUCAAUAUCCUGAUAGAGUAGAAGACACUGAAGGAGAGUAUGGCAUGCAGAAACUCAUUGUCUUGGACAAUUCACUUGCCAUGAUAUGGUAUAACAUUACAGGGAGUCAAAUUUCGGAUCAGCAUUUCGACAUAUGGGUGAUGAUGGAGUACGGUGUGCAGGAGUCUUGGGUUAAAAAGUUUUCCAUAGGACCACUCUCCGGAAUCGAGAGCCCGUUAUCUUCAUGGAACAGUGAUAAACUGCUUUGGGAAAUGAGCAAUGGACAAUUGGCUUCGUCUGCUGUCCUAGGUGAUAAUCGAGGAAGUCUUACAAAAUACAACAUUCAUGGGUCUCCAACCACCCUGCAAGCUAAUAUUUAUCAUGAAAGUUUGGUUGCUCUUGGUGAACUAUGCGGUCGUCGAAUGAACUGAACUGGAGAUCAAAUGGGGGCUUGGAAAAAUCAUGCUCGUUAGAUGAGUUUAAUAUUGGUCGUAUUUUUUUGGUUUGAUGCCUUAGCUUUUACAAUAAGUCUUUUCAUUUGAAUCAUAUGUUAGAAAUUUGAACUUUAUGAUUGUUACUUGGUGCAUGUUUGAUCUCUGAACCUUCUUUGUUCUUGUUAUAUCAAAGUUAAAGAGGAAAAGAAUGAGUUCCCCAUGGCUUCUCGUUGCCUAGAAA
Molecule: messenger RNA, 1177 nt
Organism: Coffea eugenioides
Lineage: Eukaryota; Viridiplantae; Streptophyta; Magnoliopsida; Gentianales; Rubiaceae
Product: F-box/kelch-repeat protein At3g06240-like
Exons: 2
Coding region: 214-933 (239 amino acids)
Molecular function (GO): protein binding
Source: RefSeq, a predicted model, not a curated record